Penicillium paradoxum is the source of this 819-nucleotide messenger RNA. It is a transcript of the gene bud32, whose product is annotated as serine/threonine protein kinase BUD32. Gene Ontology annotation, biological process: protein phosphorylation. The record is from RefSeq and is a predicted model, not a curated record. NCBI's taxonomy places the organism in Eukaryota, Fungi, Ascomycota, Eurotiomycetes, Eurotiales, Aspergillaceae. Gene Ontology annotation, cellular component: cytosol; nucleus; EKC/KEOPS complex. The coding region runs from base 1 to 819 and encodes 272 amino acids. Gene Ontology annotation, molecular function: protein serine/threonine kinase activity; ATP binding. The transcript has a single exon.
AUGGACGAAUACAAGCCCCCACCUCUCCCUUCUCCCUUCAACAACACCUCCCCCCCACCAAUCCUCCUCACCCAAGGCGCAGAAGCCCAUCUCUACAAAACCAUCUCCCUCAACCCCUCCAUCCCCGCCGCGCUGAAGAUCCGCCCCUCAAAGCCCUACCGCCACCCAAUUCUCGACCGCCGACUGACCCGCCAACGCAUAACCCAAGAAGCCCGAUGUCUCGCGAAACUCGUGCGCGAGGGCGUGAGCGUCCCCGCCCUGCUAGCCCUGGACUGGGAAGGACACGGCGGCGAGGAAGGCGGGUGGGGCGGCGCCUGGCUGAUGAUGGAGUGGAUUGAGGGGCCUGUGGUGCGCGUGGUUCUCGAGCAGUGGGAGGCAUGGAUGAAAAAGAACCAGGCCUCGUUGGAUCAAGCGCAGAUCGAGAAAGAAGAGGCGCGUGUGUGCGAUUUGCUGAGGAGAAUGGGCUCCGCGAUCGGUAUCCUGCAUAAGGCUGGUGUUGUGCAUGGUGAUUUGACUACGAGUAAUCUCAUGUUGCGCCCGUCUACUACAGGUGCUGUGGAUGAGACUGGAUCGCCUGCGAUGGAGGGUGAUGUCGUGCUUAUUGAUUUCGGUCUUGCGUCGCAGAGUAGCCAGGAUGAGGAUCGCGCGGUGGAUUUGUAUGUCCUGGAGCGUGCGAUUGGGAGCACACAUCCCCGCUCGGAGCCUUUGUUCGAGGCGUUGAUUCUGGGGUACCGGGAUAGCUACAAGGGUGCUCCUUCGACGCUGAAGAGGCUUGAGGAUGUGCGUAUGAGAGGACGGAAGAGGAGCAUGCUUGGUUAA